Egretta garzetta (little egret) is the source of this 1499-nucleotide messenger RNA. It is a transcript of the gene LRRC28, whose product is annotated as leucine rich repeat containing 28. Gene Ontology annotation, molecular function: protein binding. The record is from RefSeq and is a predicted model, not a curated record. NCBI's taxonomy places the organism in Eukaryota, Metazoa, Chordata, Aves, Pelecaniformes, Ardeidae.
GCCUUGGAGGGCCAUCAUCACUGGAAAUGGGUCUGCUUUCAGAAGAUGCAAUGUACUAGAUGCGGUGCUUGGAACAGGAUUAGUCAUGGCAUCAGAACUAUGUAAAACAAUCUCUGAGGCAAAGCUGGAAAGGCACAAGAACUUAUUCCUAAAUUACCGAAAUCUCCAUCACUUUCCUUUGGAGUUACUGAAAGAUGAGGGGCUGCAGUAUUUGGAGAGACUUUAUAUGAAAAGAAAUUCCCUGACCACAUUGCCAGAAAACCUUGCACAGAAGCUUCCAAACCUCGUGGAAUUGUACCUUCAUUCAAAUAACAUAGUUGUUGUACCUGAAGCCAUUGGCUCCCUCGUUAAACUGCAGUUUCUGGACCUAAGUGAUAAUGCCCUCGAAAUUGUGUGUCCAGAGAUUGGCCGCCUGAGAUCUUUACGUCAUCUUCGCUUGGCUAACAACCAGCUGAAAUAUUUACCUGCAGAGGUUGGAGACCUGAGGGAGCUGCAAACGCUGGACAUCUCAACCAAUCGUUUGAUAACGUUACCUGAAAGGCUGCAUAUGUGCCUUUCGCUGCAGUACUUGACUGCAGACCGAAACCACCUGUGGUACGUUCCCCGCCACCUGUGCCAGCUACCAAGCCUCAAUGAGCUCUCCAUGGCUGGAAACCGCCUGGCAUUUUUGCCACUUGAUUUAGGUCGUUCUCGGGAGCUACAAUAUGUUUAUGUGGAUAACAAUAUUCAUCUGAAAGGCCUCCCAUCUUAUCUGUAUAAUAAAGUCAUUGGUUGCAGUGGGUGUGGUUCUCCAAUUCAAGUUUCGGAGGUGAAACUGCUCUCUUUUUCAUCGGGCCAGUUAACUGUGUUCCUGCCAGCAGAGGUGAAAUCUAUAGGGACCGAAACAGAUCAUGUGCUGCCUUUGCAAGAACUGGCCAUGAGGACCCUCUAUAACACCUACUGCAGGUUUUUAAAAGAUGUGAACUUUCUGACUCCAAUCUCACUACCCAAAAGCCUCCUGGAAUUGCUGCACUGUCCCUUGGGACACUGCCACCGCUGCAAAACUCCAAUGGCAGGAUUGCAUCAAGGGAGGACAACUGUUAGUUUUGUGGCAUACUGCUGCUCCACCCAGUGUCUACAGACUUUUGACCUACUGAGUUGAUAAACAUUUAAAACUACUCAGGAGUGCUGCCAGUUUAAAGCUGCAUUAGACGUCGUAUCCCAUUGGUACUGGAAUACUGUAUGUGUGCGCGUGUGCCAAAGCAGCAGAAGUGCCCAGUCGGGAACACUAAGAGGCACUUAAAUCCUGCCCUAUCAAAUUUGGAUGAACUGCACAAACUUUUCAGAAGUGUAAAUACCAAGCCUUUAGAAGUAUUAACUUCUCUCUCCUCCAAGACGGCAUACAAACCAAACAAAUUCACAAUCUCUGACUUUUGGGUUUUCCAGUAUUUUUCAGAUGUGGCUGUCUUCAUGUUGACCCACUGCAUUAUUCAACGCAGUUUUCGUUCCUCUAACGGGGG